Messenger RNA from Coregonus clupeaformis (lake whitefish), 5184 nucleotides. RefSeq names its product platelet-derived growth factor receptor beta. The record is from RefSeq and is a predicted model, not a curated record. Gene Ontology annotation, cellular component: signaling receptor complex. Bases 422 to 3706 code for a protein of 1094 amino acids. Gene Ontology annotation, molecular function: platelet-derived growth factor binding; ATP binding; platelet-derived growth factor beta-receptor activity. Lineage: Eukaryota; Metazoa; Chordata; Actinopteri; Salmoniformes; Salmonidae. The transcript is spliced from 23 exons. Gene Ontology annotation, biological process: protein phosphorylation; positive regulation of smooth muscle cell migration; positive regulation of kinase activity.
CACUAUCCUCUGAGAGUGAGACAGAGUGUAUGUCUCUGUUCACUUCUCGGUAGAGUGUGAGAAGAGAGCAGAAGAGAGCAGAGGAGAGCAGAAGAGAGCACAGGAGAGGAGACCCCCUGCGAUGUGACUAAAUAACCAGAGAGCUCAGUGUGGUCCCUCCUCCAGCGGACUCCAAGGACACUGGAGAUUAACUCUAAACCCUAAACUUCAGAGGGAUCUAGUCCAACCCCUAAAAACCCAACUGGCUGGAGACUCCGUCCUCAGAAGGUGACUGAGCGCCGGCUAGAGCACUUCUCUGAUAGAGAGAGCGAAGGAGAGAAAGUGAAAGAGAGGGAAAGAGAAAAGGAGUCAUGUUUUAGGAGCCAAGACAAAGCAGAGAACUGAUACACUGAAGAAUACAUCUCUCCUGUAGCCUGUCACCAUGAGGACUGUCAGAGUGUCCACUCUCCAUCUGACAGCCCUACUAACAGCUCUUCUGCACCUAUGCCCUGAGUACCGUUGCGUGGAGAUCUCCCCUAGCAACAGCGAGGUCAUCAUGACACCGGGCGACUCCAUGAUCUUCACCUGUUCCAGCUGGGGGACGGUCGGAUGGAGGUUCAAGCGGGAUGAAGACAUUCCCUAUUUUGGAGUGGAGAACCAAAACACAACCAGUGUUCUCAUUCUGGACAACGUGACGUGGAGACACACAGGAGUGUACGUCUGUGCCGAGGCUUGGACUGACGAGGCUAGAGAGGUGGCUGUCUUUGUGCAGGACCCUGAUGUGUGGUUCAUUGAGAGCUCCCACGGCAUGGUGACCAAGACCAGCGAGGAGGGGACCAUCCCCUGUGUGGUCACCAAUCCCAGAAUCAACGUCACCCUCUACGAGAGGGACAGUGACAUUCACCUGAAGGGGGUCUACAUCCCCAGUGAGGGCUACAAGGCAGCCCUGGAGGACAGGACCUAUGUGUGUCGUGGGGAGCUGAACGGGGAGGAGAAAGAGUCCCAGGCCUUCUACGUCUUCAGUAUUGUUGUCCCGGAGACAAUUGACGCCUACGUCAAUGCGUCUAAGACGGUGCUGAAGCAGGGCGAGCCUCUGACAGUGAACUGCACGGUGCACGGAGUGGAGCUGGUCUUCUUCUCCUGGGACUACCCCAACAGAGACGUGGACUCCAUUGAGCCGUUGACCGACGUCCUGUCGUCCCAGAGCAUGCGCUCCUGCCUCAUCUUCUCUAAGGCGACGCUGGCCAACGCAGGGCAGUACGUGUGUCACGUUCACGAGGGUGUCCAGGACCAGAGUGCCACCGCCAACGUCAACAUCACUAUCCUCGAGCGAGGCUUUGUGGAGCUGAGGUCUGUCCAGGAGCGUAACGUCUCGGCACAGCUGCACCAGAAUGUAGAGCUGAGGGUGGAGAUAGAGGCCUACCCCGCUCCACAUGUCCGCUGGACCAAAGACAACGCCACCGUCAACGGAGACAACACUGUCAUCACCAGGCAGGAGCACGAGACCAGGUACGUCAGCAUGUUGACCUUGGUGAGGAUCAGGACGGAACAGAAGGGACUUUACACUGUUCUUGUCGCCAACGGAGAUGACACCAAGGAAGUGACAUUUGAUCUGGAGGUCAAAGUCCCUCCUCAGAUCACAGACCUGUCGGACCACCACCUCCCAGGGAAGAGGCAUGCAGUGACCUGUGUGGCCGAGGGGGUCCCCUCCCCCUCCAUCCAGUGGUUCAGCUGUGACAGCAUGCUCAAGUGCAGUAACCGGAGCACAGUGUGGCAGCCCCUGGUGUCAGACCCUGAGACCCUGAGUGUCCAGACCAACAUCAGUUUCAAUGAGAGCCGUAAGGUGGGCCAGGUCCGCAGCCAGGUCACCUUCCACAAGACCCAGCAGGUGACCAUCCGCUGCGAGGCCAGCAACGAGGGAGGAGUCCGCAGGAGGGACAUCAAACUGGUGUCCAGCACUCUGUUCUCCCAGGUGGCAGUGUUGGCUGCGGUUCUACCCCUGGUGGGCAUCCUCAUCAUCUCCAUCAUCAUCCUCAUCGCUGUGUGGAGGAAGAAGCCUCGCUAUGAGAUCAGGUGGAAGGUGAUAGAGUCGGUGAGUUUGGACGGCCAUGAGUACAUCUACGUCGACCCCAUCCACCUGCCCUACGACCUGGCCUGGGAGAUGGCCCGAGACAGCCUGGUGCUGGGUCGUACUCUUGGGUCCGGGGCGUUCGGCAGGGUGGUCGAGGCGACCGCCUACGGUCUCGGUCAUUCCCAGUCCAGCACAAAAGUGGCAGUGAAAAUGCUCAAAUCCACGGCCAGGAGGAGUGAGACCCAGGCUCUGAUGUCAGAGCUGAAGAUCAUGAGCCACCUGGGGCCUCACCUCAACAUCGUCAACCUGCUGGGAGCCUGCACCAAACAGGGCCCUCUCUACCUGGUGACGGAGUACUGUCGCUAUGGAGACCUGGUGGACUACUUACACAGGAACAAGCACACGUUCCUGCAGUACUACGCUGAAAAGAACCAGGAGGACUCUGGUUGCAGAGUCUCUGGAGGGAGCACCCCUCUCAGUCAGAGGAAAGGCUACGUGUUAUUUGGCAGUGAGUUUGACGGUGGCUACAUGGACAUGAGUAAGGACGAGCCCACGGUGUACGUCCCCAUGCAGGAGCUGAAAGACACAAUCAAAUACACUGACAUCCAGCCUUCUCCCUACGAGUCUCCCUACCAUAACCACCUUUACCAGGAACAAGACCAGACCACAGUGGACAGUGCCCUGUUCAUCAGUGACUCCCCCACCCUCAGCUAUUCUGACCUCAUCGGCUUCAGCUACCAGGUGGCCAAGGGUAUGGAGUUCCUCGCCUCCAAGAACUGUGUCCAUCGUGACCUGGCUGCCAGGAAUGUGUUGAUCUGUGAGGGGAAACUGGUGAAGAUCUGUGACUUUGGCCUGGCCAGAGACAUCAUGCACGACUCCAACUACGUCUCCAAAGGCAGCACGUUCCUUCCUCUGAAGUGGAUGGCCCCAGAGAGUAUUUUCCAUAACUUGUACACCACCCUGAGUGAUGUGUGGUCCUAUGGCAUCCUGCUCUGGGAGAUUUUCACCCUGGGAGGAGCCCCCUACCCUGAUCUGCCCAUGAACGAGCUGUUCUACAGUGCCUUAAAGAGAGGCUAUCGAAUGGCCAAACCUGACCACGCCACCAAUGAAGUUUAUGAAGUCAUGCAGAAGUGCUGGGAUGAGAAGUACGAGAGAAGGCCAGAGUUCUCGUUUCUGGUGCACACAAUGGGGAACAUGCUCACAGACAGCUAUAAAAAGAGAUACUGCCAGGUCAACGAUGAGUUCUUCAAGCGCGACCACCCAGCCGUGGUCCACACCAAACCCAGGCUCUCCUCUCCCUUCCCCACCCCUGCCUUAACCCCCUCCACCGCCCCUGCCAUCCCCCAGGACCCCAACCCCUACCCCCUCACUGGGGACUUCAGACCGGAGUCAGAUGGUGAGGAAGCUUCCUACAAUGACUACAUCAUCCCCAUCCCGGACCCCAAGCCUGAGGUGGAAGGCUGCUCUGAGGCCGACGACAUGCCAAAGAAAAAACUUGCAAGUUCUCGGGCUCUGGAGGAAGAGGAGGCUGAUUCCAUCUCCCAGGAGACAGUGGAGGCAGACACCAUUCCAGAGGAGGAGAAUCUCCACGCCAACCAGGCCCUGAUUCCACUGGAGUCCUCUGGAACACCUGAAGCGGAAGACAGCUUCCUGUAGGCCUUUCAGGGAACUUGGUGAAAGUAUAACAACAUUCCAGAACAGCUUUAGUGGAUUAAGAGAAAAUGUUGAAAAUUAGAAGGCGACCCUAACAACACAAACAACUCCCACUGCUUUAGCAAAUAUUUCACAAUUGGUUCUUUCAAAAGAAUGCUAUGCUGAAAAUCUAUUCAAAAUCAAUAUUUACUAUGAGAGAGGGACACAUAUUUAAUCAUUGAUGAUUGUUGAUUGAUGAUGCAAAAUGCUCCAUCUUGAAGAGAGGGAAUGACCAGUAUCACAUAAUCAUUUACUUUUAAGUUAGGGAUUCAUGAUUUGUAAAAUACUGAAGCUUUGUGGUCACUAUUGCAGUGUUUCUAUGGUGAUUUGUCUUCUAAUGUGUUGUAUUUUUAUGUUAUGAAGAUAAAAACAUUAGGCCUCCAAAACCCUUUCAGUUUUGAAAAUCACUAGAAGUGGAGCAUGUACUGUUACAUUUUGCUUGUGCGAAAAAGUUCAAAUUUUCAGACAGGUACUUUAGUUAGUAAAAAAAACAUUAACACAUAAUCUUAUGACGUCUAUACUUCUCAUCAUCAAUUGGAUUUGACAUUCUAGUUGCACUGAGGAUAUUUUUUGUGUUUUUUAGUUACAAAUGCGUACUUUAUACUUUCUACUCCAAGUUAUUUUGCGAGAAUGUAAUUCAUUUUGAGAAGAGUUAAACAUACAGCCUUAAUUGAGCAGAACAUUGUACACUCAGUAAAUGGUAUGUCUCAAAAUAUCAUUUUAUGUUGUCUUUAGUUUUAUAUAGAUUGAUUUUUACAUUUUAUAUAGCAUUUGUUUUAAACAAUUCUGUAUAAAUGUUGCACUUUACAAUGUUUAGGAAAACAUUUCCAAGAAAAGGAUUUAAGGUACAGUCAAUAAGAGAUUGAAUGAUGUAUGAGAGAUAUUAAAUAAUUGUAUGUUUUUACACGGAGGUACUGACUGAAUGAGAAAUAAUCUGAGCAUAUCACUGCCUUAGCACACCUGGUACAAGAUUAGUACGUUGUUGUGUACUGUGACGAUGACUGACAUCUUUGAAGUGUUUUGUAUUGUAUCAAGUUCUAUGAAAGAGACAAAUAGUAGGCCUAUAGUAUCCUUACAAAAGGAUAUAAAAUAAGCAUUUCUAUGCAAGGAGAUCUUCUACAGAAAUGUGGCUAUAGAGAUUUGAAUCUAUAUUAUUGAAGUAAUUAUAUGAUACCUGAGAUAAUUUGUCACUUGCUUAGAGUCCACUCACAGAGGUUCUCCUAUCGUUACAUACACUUCCAGUGAAAUAUAGAUGAUAUGCUUCCUUGUACAUAUUUGUCACAUGGUAUAGGAACACAGAAUGCAGAACACACACCCUACAUAAUGUAGAAUAUUCACCACACACACGCUAUGGUACCAAAGCUUCUCUGUAUGUUAACAAAUGUAUUUUUAUAUGUAGUUUAUAAGUGUUUAUGUGAAAAUAAAAGUUUAUAAUGAAAAUA